UUGGGAUCUGUCCAAACUCAUUUAAAAAGGGUCGCAUAUGGUAAACUAAAGACAGAAAACACCAAAGCUAGACAAAACGAAGCACGGAGAAUAGAAGCUAGAAGCCAAAGGCUAAAGGCCUCUCUGCAGAAUCUGUUAGCAGAAACACCAUAAGCAGAGAGGGAAAAAAAUUUAAAGAAGUCAAAAAAAUUGUUGUUUUUCUCUGUUUCUUAAGAACAAUAUGAGGUAGUUUUAUGUGCCAAAGCAGCUCCAGGCUAGUUUCCUUUCUUUUUCAGGUGUUCCUUUCUGUCAGAAUUCUUCUUUGUAUUUUCUUGCUCAAAGUUUCCUUUUUAAGCGAGAGAUUUUCUUGCACUUUCCUUUUUUUUUUCCUCUCUCUCUCUCUCUCUCUCUCUCUCUCUUGUUUUGAAGAUAUCAGAUUUUGACAGACUAUGUUCCUUUUUUUGGGUGAGUUCAAUAAAAGGAUAAUUAAUGCACUGCCAAAGAGCCAAUCUUGGAAUUGUGAGGAUUUUCUUGAGAGAGUUUAAAUACCCGUUUAUAAUCUUGCAGUAUUAACCGCCCUACCUCAUAAAAAGAAAAGCUGUAACAACCGUUUUGGACUGGUCUCAAUUCACUGGCUUCUUGCUCUUACAGUCAUACAAGGUAUAAAACGAGAGAAAGCAUACUCUCAAAACGAGACAAGCUCUCUCUCUCUCUCUUUAGAAAAUGCUGUUAAAGAAGCAGCAGAGUUGCAGGACUCUGGUCUGAUACAUUUGUCAAUAAAGGUCUAGUAGAAUUUUCUGGUUCUCUUUCCAUUAUAAAUCCAAGGGAAAUUUCCGAAUCCAAGUACUGUAACUAAUCUUUCAACAGAUCUGUAGAGCAGAGAAGCAAAAAUGUUAUCCCAGAAGCAAGCAGAGGAACAGAUGGUAUCUAGCUUCAAUGAAACUGAGCAUGAAGAGAAAGAAGAAGAUCAGAAUAAGGGAGAUGACUCCAUUUUUAGCCUCAAGAGUAUUCUUUGGCAUGGUGGGUCUGUGUAUGAUGCCUGGUUUAGCUGUGCCUCAAAUCAGGUUGCUCAGGUUCUGUUGACACUGCCCUACUCUUUCUCCCAAAUGGGGAUGCUUUCUGGAAUAAUUUUGCAGGUAUUUUAUGGUAUUAUGGGGAGUUGGACUGCAUAUCUCAUCAGUGUUCUAUAUAUAGAGUACCGAAGCAGAAGGGAGAAAGAGAAUGUUAGCUUCAAGAACCAUGUCAUACAGUGGUUUGAAGUGCUAGAUGGUUUGCUAGGUCCAACCUGGAAAGCUGUCGGGUUGGCCUUUAACUGCACUUUUCUACUCUUUGGUUCUGUUAUACAACUUAUAGCCUGUGCAAGCAAUAUAUACUACAUUAAUGACAAAUUAGACAAAAGAACAUGGACAUAUAUCUUUGGAGCUUGCUGUGCCACCACUGUGUUCAUACCUUCAUUUCACAAUUACAGAAUUUGGUCAUUUCUUGGGCUUGGAAUGACCACCUACACUGCCUGGUAUUUGACCAUCGCAGCCCUUGUUCACGGCCAGGCUGAUGGUGUAAUCCACUCUGGCCCAACAAGAUUGGUUCUUUAUUUCACAGGCGCCACCAAUAUUCUCUACACUUUUGGUGGUCAUGCUGUUACUGUGGAAAUUAUGCAUGCAAUGUGGAAGCCUCAGAAAUUCAAGUACAUAUAUUUCCUAGCCGCCCUAUAUGUGUUCACCUUAACAAUUCCAUCAGCUGUUGCUGUCUACUGGGCAUUUGGCGAUCAACUCCUCGACCACUCGAAUGCCUUCUCCCUUCUUCCCCGUUCCAGGUGGCGAGAUGCUGCAGUUAUCCUCAUGCUCAUCCAUCAGUUCAUAACAUUCGGAUUUGCAUGCACACCACUGUAUUUUGUGUGGGAGAAAGUGGUAGGGAUGCAUGAUACCAAGAGCAUAUUUUUAAGGGCAUUAACCAGGUUGCCUGUAGUUAUACCUAUAUGGUUCUUGGCUAUUAUAUUUCCUUUCUUUGGCCCCAUUAACUCAGCUGUGGGGGCUCUUUUGGUCAGCUUCACCGUCUACGUCAUCCCUGCUUUAGCUCAUAUGCUCACUUUUCGAUCUGCCUCUGCUCGACAGAAUGCAGCAGAGAAGCCUCCAUUUUUCCUCCCUAGCUGGACAGCCAUGUAUAUAGUGAAUGCAUUUGUUGUGAUCUGGGUCCUUGUUGUUGGCUUUGGAUUAGGAGGGUGGGCCAGUGUGACCAAUUUUAUCAAGCAAGUUGACACAUUUGGUCUCUUUGCCAAGUGCUACCAGUGCCCGCCGGCGGCCGCUGCAAAGCAUCAUUGACUGUUCUGGACUCAUCAUCCAAGUUAUACCCUAAAGCCACUUAUUACAAUUUCUCCACAGCAUUUUCUUUAUGUAUUAUACAGAGGGAGGCACAAACACCACCAGAAUCUCCCUUAUAUAUUGUGUUUUGUUUCAACCCUUUUAUAAGUUGUGGGUGAUUUGUGAAUGGAAAUGUUUGGUUAAUUAGUAUCA
Molecule: messenger RNA, 2489 nt
Organism: Hevea brasiliensis (rubber tree)
Lineage: Eukaryota; Viridiplantae; Streptophyta; Magnoliopsida; Malpighiales; Euphorbiaceae
Product: auxin transporter-like protein 1
Exons: 9
Coding region: 870-2297 (475 amino acids)
Cellular component (GO): plasma membrane
Source: RefSeq, a predicted model, not a curated record